AUGUACAACGUCCAGGGUCUAUCAUCAAAAUUAGCUGAAGUACAAUACUUACUUGAUCUAAAACAUCCCACCGUUCUGGCUUGUGUUGAAACUGGUAAUACUCCAUUGAAAUUAUUACCAUCUUAUUUUUCCUCGUAUUGUCGAUAUUUUACAGCCGGUACAAAUGAGCACGGUGGUGUUUUAAUAUUAGUACACACGUCUGUACCAUCAAAAUUAGUCCAUACAGAAUCCAAUAUUUUAGAUGUUGAAGUCUCAUUAGAAUGUUGUCGCUUAAAUGUGAUCGGUGUAUACGGUCGUCACCGCUUCCAAUCAAAAGCUUCCGAAACAUCGUCACUACCAAUACAGCGAGACAAACACUACUAA
Molecule: messenger RNA, 363 nt
Organism: Didymodactylos carnosus
Lineage: Eukaryota; Metazoa; Rotifera; Eurotatoria; Philodinida; Philodinidae
Source: the annotation of a GenBank genome assembly